Molecule: messenger RNA, 327 nt
Organism: Rodentolepis nana
Lineage: Eukaryota; Metazoa; Platyhelminthes; Cestoda; Cyclophyllidea; Hymenolepididae
Source: the annotation of a GenBank genome assembly
AUGAGCAGACUUGCCCAUAAAGCAAUUCGUAGACCAUCCGCCUCAUCACGUUUGGCGAAUGUUGUCUCCUCGAGGGACUCAAAGGUUGGAAUUCUCAGCGUCUAUGGACAAUUAGCCAAAAUGCAACAUGAAGGAACUGAAUCAAGUUGGCGACCACUUUCCUCAUCUGUCAGCAGUGUAUCAGGAGAUGAAGAUACCACAGACAGGUGGAGAAAGUCAGAAGAGAUUACAUCAACGAGUAUUCGCUAUGAUGUUGCUGUAUCCGCUCUUACCACCCCAGAAACGUGGGACAAGAAAAUCCAGUUCGAUUCUUCAAAUCCAGGAUGA